Molecule: messenger RNA, 426 nt
Organism: Lathyrus sativus (Indian pea)
Lineage: Eukaryota; Viridiplantae; Streptophyta; Magnoliopsida; Fabales; Fabaceae
Source: the annotation of a GenBank genome assembly
AUGGAGGAUCGGAAGGCAGCAAACCAUCAGUUGAGAGGUUCCUUUAGCUUGCCUAGGUGGCUUGAGGUAAGUCCUGCAACAGGUAUUAUAAGACCAGAUCAGAUUGUUGAGGUAUCAGUGCAUCACGAAGAAUUUCUGACUCAGGAAGAGUUUGUCGAUGGUGUUGUACAAAACUCUUGGUGUGAAGAUUCAAGAGACAAGGAAGCAAUUUUAAUUGUUAAGGUGCAUGGGAAUUACACUAUCCAGACAAGAAAUCACAGAGUCCGUGUUCACCACUGUUAUUCAUCCAAGAAAAACCAACUUGCAUACCCUCAACCAAAUGGCUCCAGGCAUGUUCAAGGAAGUGUACUUCACCGAUCUGAUAUCCAACGGUUGAGCAGUUCCUUUGAUGUGGUUGACCAGCUACAUAAAUUGCAUAGCCCUUAA